Messenger RNA from Ricinus communis (castor bean), 1089 nucleotides. Its product is annotated as stem-specific protein TSJT1. The transcript has 5 exons. The record is from RefSeq and is a predicted model, not a curated record. The coding region runs from base 117 to 827 and encodes 236 amino acids. Lineage: Eukaryota; Viridiplantae; Streptophyta; Magnoliopsida; Malpighiales; Euphorbiaceae.
UCCCAGUCCUAUGUUUUAGCUUAGCUCUCUCUGUACUUUCUAGCUGAAGCAAAGCAAGAAGUGCAAUUAUUAUUAUUUCAUUUUGUUUUAUUUCUGUUUCUUUAGAUUUUAGGAAGAUGUUGGGAGUGUUUAGCAGCGCAAUUGUCUCCCCGCCGGACGAGCUGGUAGCAGCGGGAUCCCGGACGCCGUCUCCGAAGAUAACGUCGGAUGCUCUGGUGAAGCGAUUCCUUGACACCAAUCCUUCUGCUGUGUCUUUACAGAUCGGAGAUAACGCGCAGUUGGCUUACACUCACCACAGCGAGUCCUUGCUGCAGCCCAGAUCAUUUGCAGUUAAGGAUGACAUCUUUUGCUUGUUCGAAGGAGCAUUAGACAACUUGGGAAGUCUAAAGCAACAAUAUGGUCUAGCCAAGUCUGCAAAUGAGGUGGUUCUGGUCAUUGAGGCAUACAAGGCCCUUCGUGACAGGGCACCUUAUCCUCCAAACCAUGUUGUUGGUCACCUUAGUGGGAGCUUUGCUUUCAUUGUCUUUGACAAUUCUACCUCAACUUUGUUCGUGGCUUCUGAUCAAUUUGGUAAGGUUCCUCUAUAUUGGGGAAUCACUGCUGACGGAUACGUAGCUUUUGCUGACAAUAUCGAAUUGCUUAAGGGUGCUUGUGGCAAGUCACUUGCUUCUUUCCCUCAAGGAUGCUUCUACUCAACAGCAGUUGGAGAACUGAGAAGCUUUGAGAAUCCAAAGCACAAGGUCACUGCUGUUCCUGCUAAAGAGGAAGAGAUCUGGGGUGCUACUUUCAAGGUGGAAGGGCCAGCAGUUCUUGCAGCCAGAGAGUAGAGAACGUUUUAUUUUAUAUAUGGAGGAGUGGGGUUUAAGAUGAGGAGGCUGCUGUACACUCGGCAAAAGGGGCCAUGUGAAUACCAGAGUACUGCGACUAUUUGGUAGAAUGUAGUAAUGCAUAAUUAGUAUGGUUGUGAAAAGCAGUUAUGGCUUCUUUGUAGUAGGUGACUAGAUUUAUCCUAAGGCUGCUGUUUCUCUAUGUACAGCUGUGUUUUCCUUUUUCCUUUUUUGUUUAAUAAAACUUUGUUUGUUAUCUUGA